UAAAUUUCCUGGGAAUUCAUCCUUUAGAAAGAAAGGAAAAGUAAUGCGCAGCCAUGAACGUACCUUCGUGUGGUUGAACAUUCAAAGCUUGUCCUCUUUAAAAACCUCCCUUAAACCCCUCUCUCCAACUCAUUCAAUUCAGUGUAAAGCGAACCAGCCAUUGCUACAGAGGGAAUCCAUGGAUUCUUCGUCUCUUCUCCUCUUGUUGUUGCUGGGUUUCUUUUGUUUUUCUGAGUUCACAUCCCAUGCUCAACUUAUUCCAGAAGAUGAAGUUGUUUAAAUUUUAUCAUGCUCUGGGAAUUCUCAUGGAAACAGAAAAGCAGGCAUAUCAGAUUAUGUUUUAUUUUAUUUUUUCAAAUUUUCCUCUGCUUUCUCUGCUACCAAACGUUGGCGUAUAUCAUUCUGCCGUGGAAACUCUUAGAACAAUAUCCUCAAAGCUAAACAACGAACAUUGGAAGUUGAACAAAGGCCCAACUUCAUGCAGUGAAGGCUUCAAUGUAACCAUCGCUAAGGAUAGGUUCAGCAAUGUCACAUGCAACUGUACCUACAAUGGCGGAACUGUUUGCCAUGUCGUAACCAUCCAGUUGAAGGGUCUUGAUUUGAAUGGAACUUUACCUGAUGAGUUUGGAGAUCUUCCUUAUCUGCAAGUACUUGAUCUCUCCCGCAACUAUAUCAAUGGAUCGAUCCCUGCUAAAUUCGGCCGGCUUUCUCUUACCAAUCUCUCUCUUUUUGGAAACAGAAUCUCUGGGUCGAUUCCUGAUGAAAUCAGUAAUAUCAAUACACUUGAGGAGCUGGUCUUGGAAGCUAAUCAACUUGGAGAACAUCUCCCUCCAAGUCUUGGAAAGUUGAGUUAUUUAAAAAGACUUGUUCUCUCUGCAAACAAUUUCACAGGAACAAUACCAGAAAUUUUUCACAAUCUCAAGAACCUAAUUGAUUUUAGGAUAGAUGGGAAUAAUUUAUCUAGGAAGAUACCAGAUUGGAUUGGGAAUUGGACCAAACUUGAGAAACUGUAUCUGCAAGGCACAUCAAUGGAAGGGCCCAUUCCUUCUAUUAUAUCCCAGUUGAAAAACUUAACCGAGUUGUUAAUAUCUGAUUUGAGUGGACCGACUACAUCUUUCCCCAAUUUGACGGAUAUGAACAACUUAAAAAUAUUGGUGAUGAGAAAUUGCUCCAUUACAGGUGAAAUCCCAGAAGACAUUGGAAAUAUUGAAACAUUAAAACUUUUAGACCUGACCUUCAACAGACUGAAUGGUACAAUUCCAGAGAGCUUUAAGGAAGAAAACAAGGAGAAAACAAAACUCGAUUUCAUGUUUCUCACCAACAACUCACUGACUGGAGAAGUGCCCAGCUGGAUAAGAUCGGACACUGAAAACAAAAUUGAUUUAUCUUACAACAAUUUUACAGGGCCGCAACUUUCUUAUUGCAAAUACCCCGUGAACUUGGUCUCCAGUUAUGCAUCUUCAGCAAGAAACAUUACCCCUCGGUGCUUACAGAAGGAUCUCCCAUGCUCUGGAAAAGCCGAAUACUAUUCCUUGUAUAUUAAUUGUGGAGGAGAGAACACAGCUUUAAAAGGGAAGACAUAUGAAAAAGACGAUGGAAUUGAGGGUGCAUCAGAGUUCUCUACUGAUAGUACAAACAAAUGGGCUUAUAGCAGUACAGGGGCUUUCAUAGGCCAAAGGGAUCAUAGUUACCUAGCCAAAAACACAUCUGCUUUGAACGAGGAUGCAGUGAUUUACCAAACUGCUCGUCUUGCUCCCAUCUCACUCAAGUAUUAUGGGCUUUGCUUGCGAAAGGGCCCUUAUAAAGUGCGACUCUGCUUCGCUGAAAUCAUGUUUUCUAAUGACCAGACAUUUGGUAGCCUUGGGAAACGCUUGUUCGAUGUUUCAAUUCAAGGAAAUGUAGUUUUAAGGGAUUUUAAUAUCAUGGAAAAAGCUGAAGGUGCCGGUAAAGGCAUUUGUAGCGAUUUUGAUGCUUAUGUUGAUGGUAGCACUCUGGAGAUCCACUUAUACUGGACGGGCAAAGGGACUAAUUCCAUUCCGGAAAAAGGUGUAUAUGGACCUCUUAUAUCUGCUAUUGCAGUGACACCAAAUUUUGAUCCCAACCCGGGGCUGUCUGUUGGAGGUAUCAUCGGCAUUGUGAUAGCUUCAUGUGUGGUCCUCAUAUUGAUUUUGGUACUCCUACGAAUGAAAGGCUACUUAGGAGGAAAAGACCUUGAAGAUAGAGAACUACGUGAGCUAGGGACUGGUUAUUUUAGUUUACGACAGAUCAAAGCUGCUACCAAUAACUUUGACUCUGCAAAUAAGAUUGGUGAAGGUGGAUUUGGGCCAGUUUACAAGGGUGUACUGUCAGAUGGUUCAGUAAUUGCUGUUAAGCAGCUCUCUUCUAAAUCAAAGCAAGGGAACCGAGAAUUUGUAAAUGAAAUAGGCAUGAUAUCUGCCUUACAACACCCGAAUCUUGUGAAGCUUUAUGGCUGUUGUAUCGAAGGGAACCAGUUGUUGCUCAUUUACGAAUAUUUGGAAAACAAUAGUCUUGCACGUGCACUUUUUGGUUCCGAUGAACAGCGGCUAAAUUUGGACUGGCCAACUAGGAAGAAGAUAUGCUUGGGGAUAGCAAGGGGAUUGGCAUAUCUUCAUGAGGAGUCAAGAUUGAAAAUUGUUCAUAGAGAUAUAAAGGCAACAAAUGUGCUGCUUGAUAAGAAUCUAAAUGCUAAGAUAUCCGACUUUGGCUUGGCUAAGCUGGAUGAAGAUGAGAACACCCAUAUCAGCACACGGAUAGCUGGAACGAUAGGAUACAUGGCUCCUGAAUAUGCAAUGAGGGGUUACUUGACGGACAAAGCUGAUGUUUACAGCUUUGGAAUUGUUGCUUUAGAGAUUGUCAGCGGGAAAAGCAACACCAAUUACAGGCCAAAGGAAGAGUUUGUUUAUCUUCUUGAUUGGGCUUAUGUCCUGCACGAGCAGGGAAAUCUUCUGGAGCUGGUGGAUCCAACUCUUGGUUCAAACUACUCAGAGGAGGAGGUGAUGAGGAUGCUGAACUUGGCCAUCUUAUGCACCAACCAAUCUCCCACUCUCAGGCCACCCAUGUCCUCUGUAGUGAGUAUGCUUGACGGCAAAAUUGCAGUCCAAGCACCAACAAUCAAGCAUGAUUCUAUGAACCCGGAUAUGAGAUUCAAAGCCUUUGAGAAGCUCUCACUGGACAGCCAGUCUCAUGUCUCAGCAUUCUCUGUAGACAGUCAGGUCCAAGGCAGCAUAUCACUUGAUGGACCAUGGAUUGAUUCCUCAAUUUCCCUCCAUAGCAGAGAAGAAACAAGGGACUUUUCUUCAUCAAGCAAGCUUCUUACAGGACACCAAGAUCUUUACAGUAUACAUUUGGAGUGAUCAAUGAAAAUAUGGUAUACUAAUAAUACUUCCAAGUUGUUCUGCAAGAAUGUUUUCUGAAAACUAUUUCGAAUUGAUUCUUGAAGUAGUAGAAGCAGAAAUAAGUAUGUUUUGUAGUAUAAUUACAAUAUUUGUAUAAAAUUAUGUGAAUAAGUGCUCCGGUUGAGGCUUGAUGAAGAAAAAUAUUUAUAUUUCUUUAUUUUUCCAACUUACUCCUAUGGUAGUAACUCAUCAUUCCACAGAGAGAAAUCAGUAUAUAUUUAUUUUAUUCUGUUCAACUUUAUUUCCAUUUUAUCAUCA
Messenger RNA from Vitis riparia (riverbank grape), 3674 nucleotides. Its product is annotated as probable LRR receptor-like serine/threonine-protein kinase At1g53440. The record is from RefSeq and is a predicted model, not a curated record. Gene Ontology annotation, biological process: protein phosphorylation. Bases 246 to 3374 code for a protein of 1042 amino acids. Gene Ontology annotation, molecular function: ATP binding; protein binding; protein kinase activity. The transcript has 25 exons. Lineage: Eukaryota; Viridiplantae; Streptophyta; Magnoliopsida; Vitales; Vitaceae.